Molecule: messenger RNA, 901 nt
Organism: Macadamia integrifolia
Lineage: Eukaryota; Viridiplantae; Streptophyta; Magnoliopsida; Proteales; Proteaceae
Product: major allergen Pru ar 1-like
Exons: 2
Coding region: 223-702 (159 amino acids)
Biological process (GO): defense response; abscisic acid-activated signaling pathway
Cellular component (GO): cytoplasm; nucleus
Molecular function (GO): signaling receptor activity; abscisic acid binding; protein phosphatase inhibitor activity
Source: RefSeq, a predicted model, not a curated record
UUAUUUCGUAUCAACCCUGAAGAUAACUACAUGGGGGGUUUUGUUCAGACUAAGCAAUUCCUGACCUUAUUGAUCUAUAAAUCCAACCCUCCCUCGUUCAGUUCUCAUCAUCUCCACCACCACUAGGCACUAAUCGCACCAACCCAAAAGCAUCAAGGUUGUCCCUUUUGAGAAUUUAUUCCCUUCUUUCAUCUCUGCAUCAUUUUCUUGCUUAGCAAAAAAAUGGCUGUGACUACCAUCAGCAAUGAGUUCAGUUGCCCAAUCCCUCCUGCUAGGCUUUUCAAGGCUGCAAUCCUUGAUGCACACAACCUACUCCCCAAGAUCGUUCCUGACAAGAUCAAAUCCAUUGAAAUUCAAGGAGAUGGUGGGGCUGGAUCCAUCAAACAGAUCAACUUGGCUGAUGAUGGCCCUUUUGACUUCAUCAAGCAUCGGAUCAAUGAAGUUGAUGAACAAAAUUUUAAGUGCAAGUUUACUCUGAUCGAAGGUGCUGUAAUAGGGGAAAAGAUUGAAAAGGUUGUUGAUACAGUUCAGUUCGUGGCCUCUGCAGAUGGGGGAUCAAUCAUUAAGACUACUUCUGAGUUUUACACUAUUGGUGACUACACAAUGGGUGAAGAUGAAAUCCAGAUGGGCAAAGACAUGGCCGUCGGAACUUUCAAGAUGGUGGAAGGUUACCUCUUGCAGAACCCAGAUGCCUAUGCUUAAGGAGUCUCUUUCAUUACUCUAUUAAAUCAAUAGAGCUAUUAGUGGCUCAAUAUCAAGAAGUCAUCCAUUGUGUUUGUGCCUUUUUCUUUUUUGAUUGUGCUUAAUAAAGGGAGACCUUUUAGAAAUGUUUUGUUACACAAGAAGAUAAUAAAAAUCUAUUAAUUUCAUGAUAAUAAAUUUUUGAAUUUUCUUCUUUUAA